UUGUCGCGUGGCUUCACCACUGAUCUCUCGACUUGUACAUCGGUACGUCAAUCCUUUGGUUGAUUCUCGUAGUUUUCGUUGCUUCGCACGACCAAAUCCGACAUCAUGAGCUACUCGUACAGCUACUCUAGCGGCAGCGGCGGCGGUGCAGGCGGCGUUGGUAGCAGCCUCAAGCUCGGCAGCGUUGGGGGCUUCCAGCAAGUUUCAUCCUUCAGCGAUGGCGGUGCGUACCGUACCUCGUGGAGCACCGGUGGCGGUGGCGGGGCCCGUGCGUACUCCGCGGGCAGCCUCAACGCAUCCUCCGGCGCUCUCGUGCCGGUGAGCCGUAGCCGUUCCUACGUCCAGUACGGUGCUGGAGGCGGUGGUGGCGGUAGCGGUGUUAGUUUCGAGGCCAACGAAAAAAUUGAGAUGCAAUCCCUCAACAAUCGCCUCGGCAGCUACAUCACAAAAGUCCGCGCACUAGAAGAAGCCAACCGCAACCUGCAAAUCCAGAUCAACGAGGCUUCGAGCGUGCAGGUGGUCUCUGAUGAUGGCAUCGACUGGGCGGCGGAGUUGGCAGCGGCUCGUGAGGCACUCCUCGCCGCCAACUUGGAGAGGGCUCGCGUAGAGAUCGAGCGAGACAGCGUCCUGUUGGAAGUCAACCAGUGGCAAGACAAGAUUAGCGGUGUUAUGGAGCAGCGCGCCAUCUUGGACGACGAGAUGAACAUGCUGAGGAGGGAAUCCGAGGAGCUGACCAUGGAGAAGGUUGACCUCGAAGGUCAAAUCGAGGGCGCGAAGGGCGAGCUGGAGUUCCUCAAGCAGCUGCACGCGCAGGAGGUCACUGACCUGAAGGGACGCAUCGCCGCCUCGGGCAGCAUUGAGAUCAAGUCCGAUUUCCAGGCCGUUGACUUGAACGCCGCACUGAAGGCAAUCCGUGAGCAGUACGAUGAGAUAGCGGCCAAGAACCGCGCUGAGGUGGAAGCUUCAUUCAAGGGCAAGGUUGCUGAAGUGAAGGUGCAACAGGAGCAGAGUAGCGAAGCGCUGACCUUGGUGAAGACGGAGAUUACCGAGACUCGCCGAACCGUCACGGCUCUCACCGCCGAGCUGGAGUCGCUCAAGGCCCAGAGCUUCGCGAUCCAAGAGUCUAUCGCCAGUGCCGAGCGCGACAAUGCGUCCCGUCUGGAGUCCAAGAUGGAGAUCAUCAACAGCAUUAAGAUGGAGCUAGGCCGUCUGAAGAGCGAGAUGUCCAGUAUGCUGAAACAGUAUGAGGACCUCAUCAAGCUGAAGCUGGCUUUGGAGACGGAGAUCGCACAGUACAACACCCUACUGUCGGGCGAGGAGACCCGACUGACUGACGUGGGUGUUGAGAGCAGCAGCAGCGCCUCCUACUCGACUGGCGGUGGCUCCUCCUACACCACCAAGACCGUCACCAAAACAACCCGUUACUAGGCGACGGUGACGUCAAGGGUGUGACGUCACACACGACGACUAAGCUACCCGACGAUGAUUAACAUAAAACGCGGGAAAAAUGAAUUCACCACCUGCUAUAUCUGUAACAUACAUGUACUAAAGCAAACUCUUUUGAUUUAGUACAAUAUGCUAUAAUGUAUUGCAGUAAAUAACUUUCGAAACAUCUCAAUAAAGUUGUUUUCCCGAACCUA
Branchiostoma floridae (Florida lancelet) is the source of this 1640-nucleotide messenger RNA. RefSeq names its product keratin, type I cytoskeletal 15-like. NCBI's taxonomy places the organism in Eukaryota, Metazoa, Chordata, Leptocardii, Amphioxiformes, Branchiostomatidae. The transcript is spliced from 7 exons. Gene Ontology annotation, molecular function: structural constituent of cytoskeleton. Gene Ontology annotation, biological process: intermediate filament organization. The record is from RefSeq and is a predicted model, not a curated record. Bases 106 to 1428 code for a protein of 440 amino acids. Gene Ontology annotation, cellular component: intermediate filament; cytoplasm.